AUGUCCGACGACGCGAAUGAAGACCUCAACACCCGCAACUCGCGCACCACAAACCCCUCCCGCCUCUCAGACCCGGGUAAAGCAAAAGCCACCCCAAAAGACAGCUCUUCCUCGGGCAACCGCGCACGCUGGGAAGCCGGCGCACAAAAGAACUGGGACUUGCACGAGGGCGACGAUGGAAACUUGACUUCGGUGCUGGGAGGCAUGGAAGAAGCCACAAAGAGAUUGAGGUUGCAAAAGGAUACGACACCACUGCAACGAGGUAUCAUACGGCAUUGUUUGCUGGUGUUGGAUUUGUCGCUGGCCAUGACGGAGAAGGAUUUGAGGCCGACCAGGUUUUUGCUCACGCUUACCUACACCAUGGCGUUUAUCCGCGAGUUCUUUGAGCAGAAUCCGAUUUCGCAGUUGGGCAUCUUGGGCAUGAGAGAUGGGCUGGCAAUCCGCAUCUCCGAACUCAGUGGAAACCCCAACGACCACAUCUCCGCCUUGAAAGAGCUGAGGAAUACAGAACCAAAGGGAGCUGCAAGUUUACAAAAUGCGCUGGACAUGAGCAGAGCAGCAUUAUACCACACACCCUCUCACGGCACCAGGGAAGUAGUGAUUAUACUCGGCGCACUCAGUUCUGCAGAUCCAGGCGACAUACACCAAACCAUCAAUGCAUGCGUCAGAGACAAGCUUCGAGUCACAGUCAUUGGUCUAGCGGCCCAAAUGCACAUCUGCGCCGACCUCUGCGCGCGCACAAACGCAGGAGAUACGUCCAGCUACAAUGUCGCGCUCGACGAACCACACUACCGCGAGUUACUCAUGGCGAUCACCACGCCCCCCGUCAUGCGUACUUCUUCUUCCUCUGCCUCUGCCUCCGCCACCUCCAAAUCCGCGCUCCUGCAAAUGGGCUUUCCGUCCCGCUACACGGAGCCACAAGCAACGCUUUGUGCAUGUCAUGGCGUGCUUACCAACGGCGGAUACAAUUGCAGCCGCUGCUCGGCAAAAGUCUGCAGUCUGCCGCAAACGUGUCCAGCGUGCGAUUUGACGCUGAUUCUAUCCACGCAUUUGGCGAGGAGUUACCAUCAUUUGUUCCCGCUGUUGCUGUGGAAUGAAGUUUCUUGGCAACGAGCAGUGCAGAAGAAGAGUCAGAGGUGUUUUGGUUGCCUGAGUGCGUUUCCGCAGCCACCGAAGGGCGUGGAGGCGGGAGGGAAUGCAGCAGGGGCGGAACAGCAAAAAAGGGCAGAGGGUGCGAGUGAGAGUAGUAGGUAUGAGUGUCCUUCUUGCGAGAGACACUUUUGCGUGGACUGCGAUGUCUUUUGCCACGAGGUGGUGCAUAAUUGUCCUGGAUGCACUAGUGGCGGAGGCGCAGCGGUUGCUGCUAAUGGAGAUGGCGAUGUGGUGAUGAAUGGCAACGGACACGAGCAUGGAAGCAUGAACGGCAAUGGUAUUGCUGUGGCAUAG
Aureobasidium namibiae CBS 147.97 is the source of this 1446-nucleotide messenger RNA. Its product is annotated as TFIIH basal transcription factor complex, subunit SSL1. Gene Ontology annotation, molecular function: zinc ion binding. Gene Ontology annotation, cellular component: transcription factor TFIIH holo complex; transcription factor TFIIH core complex. The coding region runs from base 1 to 1446 and encodes 481 amino acids. Lineage: Eukaryota; Fungi; Ascomycota; Dothideomycetes; Dothideales; Saccotheciaceae. The record is from RefSeq and is a predicted model, not a curated record. Gene Ontology annotation, biological process: regulation of transcription by RNA polymerase II; nucleotide-excision repair; DNA-templated transcription. The transcript has a single exon.